CGGAGGAGAGGCGCAGCCCAGUCCCAGUCGAGCCGGAGUCCGCGGCCGCGCCUCCUUGGCGUACCCGCCCGGAGCCCGGCGCCGCCGCCUGCCACCCGCGCUGGCCGCGCUGUGACGCGGGCAUGAGCCUGCCCCGUGGCCCCACCGAACCAGCGCCCCCGACCCGGGCCUCGGCGCCCAGCGGGCGCCGGGUGCGGGAGCCGCUAGGACAAUGCUGACGCGGGUGAGGUGAGGGGCAGCCCGACGGCCGCUGCCGGCUCCUCGAACAGGUGAUCCAGGUGCUCCAGGAGUGAGACCGAGGCCACCUGGGUGUCCCUCCCCUGCCUCGGCCCAGCCCGGCUCCCCCAAGACGGUGGGACAGCCAUGGCGACCAAUUUCAACGACAUCGUCAAGCAAGGCUACGUGAAGAUGAAGAGCAGAAAGCUGGGGAUCUACCGGAGGUGCUGGCUGGUGUUCCGGAAAUCCUCCAGCAAGGGGCCCCAGCGACUAGAGAAGUAUCCGGAUGAGAAGUCAGUGUGCCUCCGAGGCUGCCCCAAGGUGACAGAGAUCAGCAAUGUCAAGUGUGUCACGCGACUCCCCAAGGAGACCAAGAGGCAGGCAGUGGCCAUCAUAUUCACUGACGACUCAGCACGCACCUUCACCUGCGACUCAGAGCUGGAGGCAGAAGAAUGGUACAAGACACUGUCUGUGGAGUGUCUGGGGUCACGGCUCAAUGACAUCAGUCUGGGAGAGCCCGACCUCCUGGCACCAGGGGUGCAGUGCGAGCAGACAGAUCGCUUCAACGUCUUCCUGUUGCCCUGCCCCAACCUGGAUGUGUAUGGCGAGUGCAAGCUGCAGAUCACCCACGAGAACAUCUACCUCUGGGACAUACACAACCCCCGCGUGAAGCUCGUCUCGUGGCCACUCUGCUCACUGCGCCGCUAUGGCCGGGAUGCCACACGCUUUACCUUCGAGGCUGGCCGGAUGUGUGAUGCCGGGGAAGGGCUCUACACCUUUCAGACGCAGGAGGGGGAACAGAUUUACCAGCGCGUCCACAGUGCCACCCUGGCCAUCGCCGAGCAGCACAAGAGGGUCCUGCUGGAAAUGGAGAAGAAUGUGAGGCUGCUCAACAAGGGCACCGAACAUUACUCGUAUCCUUGUACACCCACCACCAUGCUGCCCCGCAGUGCCUAUUGGCACCACAUCACGGGUUCCCAGAACAUAGCCGAAGCCUCCAGCUAUGCCGGUGAGGGGUACGGGGCAGCCCAGGCCAGCUCAGAAACGGACCUUCUCAACAGAUUCAUCCUGCUAAAGCCAAAGCCCAACCAGGGGGACAGCAGCGAGGCAAAGACCCCUUCCCAGUGACAGCAAGGCUGGCAGGCAUCGAUGACUGUUGGGGCUGCCUGUUGCAGGACAGACUACAGCAUUCUGUGGAUGGCCUCAAGGGGCUGUUGGCCAAGAACCUGGAGAAAGGGAGCAAGCUGUUCCCUCCUUGCCCCCGAGGGUGAGGCUGGACCAAGGCGAAGGGCUGGCCGCACUACCUGAGCAUGUGAGGGGCCGGAGCCACCAUGGACUAUAUGCUGUUGAUGGUUUUAAUAUUUAUGGCUUAUGACAUAUUCUAUAUUAAGAGAUUUUUCCCGUCCCUUCCUGCCAACACAUACAUUUUUAAUCCCAUGGCCAGGCCAUGGUCAAGGCUGUUUUAAGAGUAUGGGGGCAGCUGUUUCCCUGUCCUUUGUGGUACAGCCCUCCUGCUGCCAGGGCCAGAGGAGGGGGACAAUCAGAACUCAAGGCUGGCCUUGCCUGCUGACUUUUCCCAAGCAGCCUAGGGACCAAGACAGCAGGUGGCUUCUCUGUUCCUCUGGGCCUAGAGGCACAGGAAGGAUCCGAACUUCUACAGUGCCACUUGGCAGCCUUGCACUUGGGAGUUUUAAGCAGAGGUGACAUCUGGUUGAUGCCUCAGGUGAAAAAUCUGGUUUGAAAAUGUCAUGUCUGCACAGGCUUCUUCCUGCUUAGGAUGAGAAGAGGUCCUCAGGGCGGGGUGCUGAUUACCUCAGCCAGGUAGAGCACGGCUGGGGCCCAUUCCUGCCCCAGGGCCAGGCCAGGAGGAACGGCUGCAGCAGGACUGCUGUGGGGAGCACCCCUGCUGCCCUCACUGACAGGGGGACAUUGUCCCAACAGAGGGAGACUCUCUGCCAAGGGUUUGGCCACCCUAUGCCAGAGCACUCAAACCAAGCCCCCCCAUUCCUCCUCCCCACAUGGUGCUGAGGCUCCCUGCUGAAAUGCAAUUAAAGCAAUUGAUUUUCUAGUGCUGGUAUUUAUUGACUACCGUUGCAGAAGGGCUAUCUUUCUAUUCACAUCAAACCUUUGGUUGCGUGGUUUUUUGUUUAUUGUUUUUUAAUACUUUAGGGUUCUGAUAUGUGGGAACAGACCUUCUUGUAAAUAACCACUAUUCAUAUUGUGGCAGGAGGAUGCUAACACAAGAGGCCCCUCCCAAAGGAGUCCUAGAGACAGGGAGGUGGCAUAGCCAGCUCAGCUCUGAUUGUGACCCAGGGAAUGACCACCCAGAGUAAGCUAGUUUGAAUGGGAACUGGGGUCCACAGGACUGGGGAUGAUGGCAAAGCUGGCUGGCUCAGCUAGUGGCACGAUGACGCAUGAAGGAGAUUAUGUUGUGCUCUUUAUUGCCAAAAAUAAAAACUUUUAAAAAGACAACUACUGUUAAUAAAUAUCCCU
Messenger RNA from Sciurus carolinensis (gray squirrel), 2709 nucleotides. RefSeq names its product docking protein 4 (gene Dok4). Bases 364 to 1344 code for a protein of 326 amino acids. The transcript has 9 exons. Gene Ontology annotation, biological process: cell surface receptor protein tyrosine kinase signaling pathway; positive regulation of MAPK cascade. Lineage: Eukaryota; Metazoa; Chordata; Mammalia; Rodentia; Sciuridae. The record is from RefSeq and is a predicted model, not a curated record. Gene Ontology annotation, cellular component: cytoplasm.